GCUGUCCAGGAGCUCGAGGUUGAAGGUGCUUGGCAGGGGACACCCGGCCGCCCGGCCGCGGGCGUUUCAGCGAUGUUUUACUCAGGACUCCUCACCGAGGGCGGCCGCAAGGAGACAGACAUGCGGGAAGCGGCGUCCCUGCGGCAGCAGCGCCGGAUGAAGCAGGCGGUGCAGUUCAUCCACAAGGACUCAGCCGACCUGCUGCCCCUGGACGGCCUCAAAAAGCUGGGCUCGUCCAAGGACACGCAACCCCAUAACAUUCUGCAGAGGCGCCUCAUGGAAACCAACCUGUCUAAGCUCCGGAGCACUCGUGUCCCUUGGGCCUCUAAGACCAACAAAUUCAAUCAGGCUAAGUCUGAAGGGCUGAAGAAGUGUGAAGAUGAAGACAUGAUUUUAGUGUCUUGCCAGUGUGCUGGGAAGGACGUGAAAGCUUUGGUUGACACUGGCUGUCAAUAUAAUCUCAUCUCCUCAGCCUGUGUGGACAGAUUGGGACUAAAGGACCAUGUCAAAUCUCACAAGCAUGAAGGGGAAAAGCUUUCUCUACCACGGCAUCUCAAAGUAGUUGGCCAGAUUGAGCACCUAAUGAUCACAGUGGGUUCUCUCCGUCUGGAUUGCCAAGCAGCUGUGGUUGAUGAUAAUGAAAAAAGCUUAUCACUUGGUCUCCAGACUCUUAGAUCCCUGAAGUGCAUCAUAAACUUGGACAAGCACCGGCUGAUUGUGGGGAAGACAGACAAAGAAGAAAUCCCUUUUGUGGAGACAGUUUCUGUGAAUGACGACAACACUUCAGAAGCAUAAUUGCAGCCUGAAGCGUGUGCGCAUGUGCACACACACACCAGGUUGACAGACUGAGAAAACUGGGUUUGAACUAAAUACAAUAGCAACUUGCUAUGGACCAAGUCCUUCCCUCCAGUACAUCCUGCAGGGGCUUCUUCCCGCUCAGACCUUUUUAGACUAUAGUCUGUGCUUAGAGAUCUUGUCUGGUUAAUGGCUUAAUGGUUAAACAGACAUUGUUUUUUACUUCUUUGAAUAUUUAAUUUAUAGACCUUUUUUGACACUGCCAGGUCUUAUUUGUGGCCUAUUUCUCUGCUUCUUCCAAGAAUUUGCUUUUUAUUAAUCAAUCCAGUGUAGGGGCUGCCAGGUUCUACUUCUCCAUAGAUAACACUUGCUUUUUGAAAAUAUUAAAAUAUACAGUAAAUAGGAACUUUCUUUCAGCUGUUUCAAAGAGGUAUAGAAACAUGUCUUGACUUUAGAAUCUCUUCUGAAGUAAUUGAUUUUUCCAGUGUGAACUUAUCUGAAAGAUGUUUCAGGGGGAUCAUCUGGUCCAGACAUUUAAUUUAAACACACAGACAGGUAAAUUAUCUAAAUUCACAUAUUAAGUCAUGGCAGAAGACAAGCAGAAUCCAGACCUGAUAUCCAAACCAAGGCUCUUAUGCUGCUUUCUUUGUUUUCCAGCCUUAAGAAGAAGGCAGGAAGGUUAAAGUGCAAGAAAGGAGGGGUAAUGGAUGUGGCUUUGUGGUGGCCUGCUUGUCUAAUGUACACAAGGUCCUGGGUUCCAUCACAGCACUAGAGAUAGAGAGAUGGCUUGUUUAUUAAGAGUGCUUGCUUCAUAAGCAUGAAGACUGCCAUUUGGAUCCUAGUACCCAAACAAAAGCUGGGCAUUGUCCCACACACACCUGAGACCCCAAUGGAACUUUCUAGCUUCCAGUCUAACCAAAAGAGAGAGAGGAAUAGACAGGAAGAGGGGGAGAAUGGAGGGGGAGUGUCUCCAGAGUCCUUGCCUUAAAGGAACCAAGUGAAGUGUGGUAGAGGAAUAGAUGACAUGACACCCACAUGUUCCUCUGGCCUCUGUGAGUGUGCACAGGUGCACAGCUCCAUGCACUCAUACAAAUUCCUACACACACUCACAGACACACAUGGACACACACCACAGGGAAGAUGAGAGGGUGCAAAAACAGGCUACAAAGAUGAAACAGUCUCUCAAUGAACAAGAGAAGAAAGAAACCACAGAUAGGAAGGCAUAUUAUUAGUUCCUGAGACACCACUGACAAUGUAGUUGUCCCUGUGGGAUAUUGAUUACCCCUAAGGACCAGUCAGAAUGUCUGUCUGUCUUGUUACAUGUCACAAAGAUUCAAGUAGCUGGAAGUAGAGAUAGGGAAAGGAAAAAUAAAAACCACAGUAGUCCAGAAUAGAAGGAAGAGGCAGAGUAUGCUGAGUGGGGAAGUCUACCUGGGAGACUUUCCUGAGACUGAAAUGGGGAGUGAACCCUCCAGGCAGGGAAGUAAAGGCUGGCAAGCCCUCGGUACAGGGAAGGGAGAAAGGUAGCCGGCAGCAUUAAGAACCAUUAACAGCUGGAUGUAGCAUAUGCCUUUAACACCAGCACCCAGAAGGCAGAGGCAGGGGCAGGCAGAUAUGAGACCAGCCUGGUCUACAUAGUGAGUUCCAGGCCAGUCAGGGAGACGGUCUCAAAAGACAAAAAAAUAAAAAUAAAAAUAAAAAAACAAACAAAGAAACCAGAAUAACCUUUAAAACUGUCCAGUAUUCCCUGAUCUGACCCAUCUCAGUGGACUGGGGAAUCACAGGGUUGCUUUUUAAGCUUUUUAAAAUUUUUUUUUUAUUUUUUAUUUUGCUAUUGUAUCUUCUCAGGCAUAGAGGUGCCUAUAGUGGAAUCUUCCCUUCAGUUAUAGAAAUAUUUGACAAUUCAGAAAAAAAAGCUAACUGUAAGUAAUCCUUCAAGAUAUUCCUAAGUCUACCCUUGGCUCAUAGCAGUUCUCAAACUUCGAAUCUUGUCUAGUGUCCCAGCCACCAGCCUGGCCCUGAGAGCUCCCUUGUGUGGGAGGAACCUGCACCUUCCUGAGGCUCCCUGCACUUUUGUUCAUCACAGCAGCAGACUGCAGGCUCCUUCUAGUGUCUCUGGUUGGAUUUCCUGGGGGCCAGUAAGGCCAGGACUUCUCAGGUUCUUGAAAGAGGCAUUGAUUUUGGCCUUUUUCAGUUGGGUACUAUAUGGUACCAGGAUGAAUACAUGGCCUUUAAUGUUCCUUCUUGACUCUGACAAGCAGUCAGUUAUUUUCUAAUCUGGGAAUAGAACCAAUGGGUGAACUGGACUCCAUGUCAUAGCUCACUCAGUUCAUUCUCACCAUCUGAAUCUUCUAACCAAAUUACUUGAGUCCCUAGGUAUAAUAGAGAUACCCAAAAUGCUUCAAGAUAACUAUAGGAAGUCUUGGGGUUUAGUAAUGCUUUUUUGUUUUGUUUAUGAGACAGGAUCUUAUUAUGUGGGCUAGGCUGGCCUGAAACUCAAUAUGUAGAUGAGACAAGCCUCAAACUCAUAGAAAUCAGCCUGCCUGUGACUCGUCAUUGAUGCUUUUUAAAUGCUGCCAAGUUAACUACUCUUACAGUUUCUGUCUCUUCAGUGUUCACAAAGGGACACUAGCUUUGCUUUUGGGGGCUAGCAAAGUAGGUCACUGGGUUUUUCCUAGUUAGAAAAUGGUAGCAUUUCUUAGGGUGUAAUAAAGUGUCUGCUGUAUCCUAGUUCUAAGUCCCUGGGAAGUAGCAGACCUGUCUCACUCCUUAACACACACCGCAUCCAGGAAGCUGAAGAUGCACAUCCAGGGAUUUCCAUUUUAAUUUGAGGAAGGGAUGUCUUCUGACUUUCCUUUUUCCUUGCUCUGCACAUACCCCUCUAGUAUGGUUUUCUGUUCCUUAGCUCAGAGCAUCUAUAGACUGGAUUACCUAGCUGCCCUUACUCUUGUGUAGUAGAAAUACCUUUCAGGCUGGGGACUUGGAGGAGAGGAACUGGAUUCCUCCCUCCUUCUGUUGCCAGGUCUUUCUGCAUUAGCACUUUAUCUGCUCAGUAUUUCUGACUGUACUGGGCUUAUUUGUGACACCGAUAUAUCAAUAAAGUGGACUUGUUCUCUGU
This is a messenger RNA of Mus musculus (house mouse), 3913 nucleotides long. It is a transcript of the gene Nrip3, whose product is annotated as nuclear receptor interacting protein 3. The transcript has 7 exons. NCBI's taxonomy places the organism in Eukaryota, Metazoa, Chordata, Mammalia, Rodentia, Muridae. Gene Ontology annotation, biological process: proteolysis. Gene Ontology annotation, molecular function: aspartic-type endopeptidase activity. Bases 73 to 795 code for a protein of 240 amino acids. The record is from RefSeq and is marked provisional.